GGGAGGUAAGCGAAGGGGAAACCCAGAAGAUGCGCAGAGGCACCCAGGGGUUGCGCUCGGAGCUAUCCUGUCCUGCGAGGCGGGUGGGCAUGCAAAGACCCUGAGGUUGGAGGCGUGCAAAGACCCUGAGGCUGGAGGCAGUGGUGUGCAUGUGCUUUACGCGGGGUCCCCACCCCAAUAUCUUCUUGAGUCUUCUGAAGCCCGGAAUGUGCUUGGCUGGGACUGAGCAGCUCAACAAAAUCCUUCCUAACGCUUCAUUCAUGCGACUUGGGGCCGGGCUGCUGCGGACGCCCGGGUUCCUCCCCUAGGCCCCUCCACCCGCUUCUCCAUCCUGCCCACCUCCUCCUCCCCCCAGCUCCGCCCCGCGUCUUCGCCCCCCGCCUGCUCCCUCUGGCCGCCGGCGCGCCACGCCGCUCUCGCUGCAGCGCUUCAGCCCCAGCGAAGCGCUCGGGGGUCUCCAGCUUCCAGCCCCUCAGCGGCGUCUCCAGGAAGCUCUGAUAGUCGAGAGGACGAGAAAGAACAAAAUGGAGAACAUGCUACUCUGGUUGAUAUUUUUCACUUUGGGGUGGGUCCUUAAUGAUGGAUCUGAAAUGGAACAGGAUUUCACGUGGCACUUGAGAAAACUACCCCGGCUUGUCAGUGAAAGGACUUUCCAUCUCACCAGCCCCACAUUUGAGGCCAAUGCUAAAAUGUUGUUAAAUAAAGUGUGUGGCAUCGAAUGUCACGAAAAUCUCCCAGCUCCCAGCCUGUCUGAAUUAGAAGAUUCUCUUUCCUAUGAGACUGUGUUUGAGAAUGGGACCCGGACUUUUACUAGGGUUAAAGUGAAAGAUCUGGUCCUUGAGCCUGCUCAAAACUUCACCUCUAAGGGAGUGUCUGUUCGGAGAAAGAGGCAGGUGUUUGGCACUGAUAGCAGGUUCAGCAUCUUGGACAAACGGUUCUUAACCAAUUUCCCAUUCAAUACUGCUGUGAAGAUCUCCACAGGCUGCAGUGGUGUUCUCGUCUCCCCCAAUCAUGUUCUAACAGCUGCCCAUUGUGUUCAUGAUGGAAAGGAUUAUAUCAAAGGGAGUAAGAAGCUAAGGGUAGGGUUGUUGAAGAUGAGAAGUAAAGGCAGUGGCAAGAGACGAAGGGCUUCGAAGAGGGACAGGAGGGAAGUUGAUGGUGGUAGCCAAAGAAAGGGUACCCAGAGGAAGCUGAGAGAGAGGAAGGCGGGAAGGAGAGGAAAGGAAUCUGGUCGGGGUCAGAGAGUGGCUGAUGGGAGGCCCUCCUUCCAGUGGACCCGAGUCAAGAAUACACACAUCCCCAAAGGCUGGGCUAGAGGAGGAAGGGGCGAGGCUGCCUUGGAUUAUGACUACGCUCUUCUGGAACUGAAGCGUGCUCACAAGAAGAAAUACAUGGACCUAGGCAUCAGCCCACCCAUCAAGAAGCUGCCAGGUGGAAUGAUCCACUUCUCAGGAUUUGAUCGUGAUAGGGCGGAUCAAUUAGUCUACAGGUUCUGCAGUGUGUCAGAUGAGUCCAAUGACCUCCUCUAUCAAUACUGCGAUGCUGAGUCUGGCUCAACUGGCUCUGGGGUCUAUCUCCGUCUGAAAGAGUCAGACACAAAGAAUUGGAAGCGCAAGAUUAUUGCUGUUUAUUCAGGUCACCAGUGGAUAGAUGUCCAUGGGGUUCAGAAGGACUACAACGUCGCAGUACGUAUAACCCCCCUCAAAUAUGCUCAGAUUUGCCUUUGGAUUCAUGGAGAUAAUGCCAAUUGUACUUAUGGCUAACAGUAACCUGCAAUGAAGUCGUGAGUAGUCUACAUCAGAGAGGGAACCAGUUCUGAUUAUUGUAGCAAUCUCACUCUAUAGGUUAUAUAACAUUUUGACAUUUUAAUGAAUUUAAUUUUUUUUAAAAAAAUUGAUGUCUAUUCUUUGAAGAGAUGUUUUAACACAGUUAUUGAAACUAGACUUCCAAACUAAGUAUAUAUUCUUCUUUACUUAGUGAUGUUUUAUUUGUAGGAUAAUUUUUAAUGUCUUCUUAAAAAAACACUUUAAAACUUCAAACUGGUGCUACAAAUAAUAAGCAAUUUAUCACUGAGUUUAUUUUCAGGGUCUUACACUAAGAAGAAUCUGAGAGUAGUACCAGAGUUAGAUUAGAGACUAGUUUACAAUACAGACUGUGGUAUUCUGAGAUGUAUCCAAUGAUCCCCUGACAUCAGGGUUUUCACUGUGUUUUCUCUGGGGUUUGAAAAACUUUAGAUACUUUUACAAAAGGAAUUGUAAGGGAUGGAAAACUCUAUAAACAAAACUAUUAACUUUUACUGCUUUCAAAGUGUCAACUCAAGUAUAUAUUAUUUUAAAAUGGGAGAACCAUUGUGUACUGUUAUAUAAGUAUUGUUUAAAAAUAGGGAAGCUGAGAUGUUUUAAGAUCUCAAGUUUUCGAUUAAUAAUAAAAACAUGGACUUUUGUGACUAAUUAGGGACUGAGGAUGUGAUUCAAGUGGUAGAGCUCAUGUCUUUCAUUCAGGGCUCUGGGUUCAAUCCAUGCUCCUAUCUAUCUUCCCUGCCAUGCAGCCAGCACUGCCUGAUGUGGUCCUGGUUGUACCUGACCACUGCUGGAUGUAACUGCAUAGCCUUUACAGUAAUAAAAAACAAAUAUGUACAAAUGAAAAAUGGACUUUGCAUUUUUUGUACAGUUUGACAGUAAAAAUGGUCAUUACUGAACACAUCAUUUUUUACUAUACUUUCUCCUAUUCAGGAGGUGCUAUUUUUUCCCUAACCUCAAGGAGUUCUACAUUUUUUCCCAAGAAAGUGUCUUAUUUGCCUCUUGACAAAGUUCAGAAUUCUACAUAGAACCAAAGGCCUACUCUUUUGAUGAAUUCUCUAGUAUUUGUAGAUGUGUUCUUUCAUAAAGAUGAAAUACAAUUUACAAAUGUAACCUUCCAAAGAAGGUUCUAAUAAUUUUCAUUGGGGACAAAACUAUAUGCUCACUCAUGCAGUCUAAGUAGACCAGUUCAGGCACCCGAUACGAAUUUCUGGAAUGGACUAACGCUUACCUGAAUGGCUGCAAAAGAGGUUUGGUUUUGGCCAUUAUGUUAAAAGGGUUUCAGUGAUACAUAAUCAAAUUUUUAUUAUAAAUCAAGUGAAUUAUAAUCAAAAUUCAGGAAUUAUGGCCUAAAUUUCUGUACUGUCCUUGGAAGUUUCUAGGGCACAUAUUCUUUUCUCUCGUGAUACAUCUACCAAGUCACAUUUUACCAGAGUUUCAACCUUAUUUUUAAAAUAAAAUAUAGAACUAUGCUCUUGACUUUCAUGUAAAAAAAUAUUCGAUUAGAUUAAAAUUAAAAGUAAUUUUGUAAAUGGUAUCCAAAAGUAUCAGAAAUUCGAUACAAUUGUACAUUUUUUUUUUCUUUUUGAGUCACACCCGGCAAUGCACAGAGGCCAUUCCUGGCUCACGCACUCAGGAAUUACCCCUGGUGGUGCUCAGGGGACCAUAUGGGAUGCUGGGAUUCGAACCUGGGUCGGCCGCGUGCAAGACAAAUGCCCUACCCGCUGUGCUAUCACUCCAGCCCCACAAUUGUACAUUUUUAAUGCAACUGUUAAAAUUAUUUAAUAAAGAUGAAAAAUUAGUCAUAAAUCUUCUCUACCUAUAUAUAUAU
This is a messenger RNA of Sorex araneus (European shrew), 3630 nucleotides long. It is a transcript of the gene PRSS35, whose product is annotated as serine protease 35. NCBI's taxonomy places the organism in Eukaryota, Metazoa, Chordata, Mammalia, Eulipotyphla, Soricidae. Gene Ontology annotation, biological process: proteolysis. The record is from RefSeq and is a predicted model, not a curated record. The coding region runs from base 525 to 1763 and encodes 412 amino acids. The transcript is spliced from 2 exons. Gene Ontology annotation, molecular function: serine-type endopeptidase activity.